AUGUCCGACACUACAUUCAAGGGCUGGGCCGGCGCCAAGGUCGAGGACCCCACCACGCACCUCACGCUCAAGGAGUUCACUCCCAAGUCGUUCGACCCCACCGACGUCGAUGUCGCCGUGCGCUACUGCGGCAUCUGCUACACCGACAUUGGCUCGUACCAGGGCGAGUUUGGCGGCAUCGUCGAGGACCGCGUGUGCGGCCACGAGGUGAUCGGCGCCGUCACCCGCGUCGGCUCCGAUGUCAAGCACCUCCAUGUCGGCGACAUUGUCGGCAUCGGCGCCCAGACCGACUCGUGCGGCGAGUGCGAGUGGUGCAAGUCGGGCCAGGAGAACCUGUGCUCGAACAACGCCCUCACCUUUGCCGGCCAGUACAUCAAGGGCCCGAGCAAGGGCACCCCCGUGUACGGCGGAUUCGCCAACUACUGGCGCGGCCCGGCGCACUUUGCCGUGCGUGUGCCCGACUCGCUUGACCCCGCCUCGAGCGCCCCUCUGCUCUGCGGCGGCGUGACCGUCUACGCGCCCCUCAAGCGCUACGGCGCCGGCCCGGGCAAGAAGGUCGGCAUCAUCGGCAUCGGCGGCCUGGGCCACAUGGGCAUCCUGAUCGCCAAGGCCAUGGGCGCGGAAGUCACUGUCCUCUCGCGCGGCCAGUCCAAGAAGGACGACGCGCUCGCCCUCGGCGCCACGCACUACAUCGGCACGGGCGAAGACCUCGCCGCCGACUUCAAGGGCCACGAGAACAGCCUCGACGUCAUCAUUUGCACCAUCAACCCCGCGACCCUCCCGAUCGACCAGUACAUCAGCCUCCUGCGCCCCCGCGGCACCAUCGUGCUCGUCGGCAUCGUGCCCGCGCCGCUCUCGCUCAACACCCUCCCGCUGAUCUUCAAGUCGGUCGCCGUCGCCGGCUCGGUCAUUGGCUCCCCCGCCCAGAUCGCCGAGCUCUUCGAGCUCAUCGCCGCCCACCCCGAGGCCGCGCCCUGGGUCAACAAGUACCGCUUCGAGGACAUGAACAAGGCCAUGACCGACUUCAACGCCGGCAAGGCCAAGUACCGCCUCGUCGUCGUCAACGAGGAGAACGGUGGCAAGCUCUAA
Messenger RNA from Vanrija pseudolonga, 1089 nucleotides. Its product is annotated as putative formaldehyde dehydrogenase AdhA. NCBI's taxonomy places the organism in Eukaryota, Fungi, Basidiomycota, Tremellomycetes, Trichosporonales, Trichosporonaceae. The transcript has a single exon. The coding region runs from base 1 to 1089 and encodes 362 amino acids. Gene Ontology annotation, biological process: alcohol metabolic process. Gene Ontology annotation, molecular function: alcohol dehydrogenase (NADP+) activity. The record is from RefSeq and is a predicted model, not a curated record.